This is a messenger RNA of Notodromas monacha, 321 nucleotides long. The record is from the annotation of a GenBank genome assembly. NCBI's taxonomy places the organism in Eukaryota, Metazoa, Arthropoda, Ostracoda, Podocopida, Cyprididae.
UUCGGCAUGUUUUUCAGCGGGAUUUUUGCGGAGCGAAUGGAUUUGCGUUUCUUCCUCACGCUUGGUAUGUUGACGUCAAGCAUCUGCGUCUAUCUCUUCGGUAUUGCGAAGAGUUUCGAAAUUCAUAAUUUUGGAUAUUUUGCUGUUGUGCAGUUAAUUGGUGGCCUAGUGCAAACUACUGGUUGGCCGGGAGUCGUGGCAUGCAUUGGGAACUGGUUUGGCAAAGCGAAACGAGGAUUGAUCUUCGGAGUAUGGAAUUCGCACACGUCUGUUGGUAACAUUCUUGGCUCUGUUAUUGCUGGAGCAUAUGUGGACAACGAU